AUGCACCCCUUCAAAAACUUCCUCCGCCUAUCCUUCCUCCCACGAACACGCGCCCGCGCGUCCCCAUGGAAGGGUAAAUCCGUCGAGAUCGGCCCCUGCAGCGUGCACUGCCACGACGAAUACCACCUAUCGUGGGGAAUUCCACCCCCAGCACCAGAACCAGAAUUAGCCCCUCUCCCACUCCAAAACAUCACAGUAGUCAACGUGAAAGUCGGUGACGAUGACCCCUCGCUCUUCUCCGACUCGGACUCGGAUAUCGAUAUGGCGGUGAACGAGCACGACGACGAGGACCUGCAUGACAUCGGUAUCGGCGCUAGCGGCAGCAGCAGUCGUUUGGUGCGCGUCGUCAGUUGGGCGAGUAUAUUGAGUCAUCGGUGUCGGUGGACGAGGCGUCAGGAACGCGAUCUCGCUAUCGCGGAGAGCGAGCUGAAGAGGUGUCAGAAAGCGUGGAGUUCGGAGCAGGAGGUUUGGUUGGUUUAUAUAAAGGCACUCACGGAAGAAAAAGAAGCGCAUGAAGAAUUCCUCUACCAGCGCGCGAAGCAGCAAGACGACGAGCAGCAACAUUUUCGCAAGUCGUGGGAUCGACGACGCUCAGGUUCCCAUGAGUACCAGCGACGGCAGUCUUUUCCGAUUUCUAGUCAUGGAGGAGGUAAAGAUAGUAGUCGGUUGAGAUGGCGGUUGAGGAGGCAGGGGACUAUAUAG
Aspergillus affinis is the source of this 702-nucleotide messenger RNA. RefSeq lists its product as uncharacterized. The record is from RefSeq and is a predicted model, not a curated record. Lineage: Eukaryota; Fungi; Ascomycota; Eurotiomycetes; Eurotiales; Aspergillaceae. The coding region runs from base 1 to 702 and encodes 233 amino acids. The transcript is spliced from 2 exons.